Messenger RNA from Pocillopora verrucosa, 4353 nucleotides. The record is from RefSeq and is a predicted model, not a curated record. NCBI's taxonomy places the organism in Eukaryota, Metazoa, Cnidaria, Anthozoa, Scleractinia, Pocilloporidae.
AUGGAUGUUCAACAACUGUUUAAAAGCCUCAGGAAAGAAGCUGAAUGUCCUCUGUGCUUAGAGACAGUCAAAGAUCCCAAGACUCUGCCAUGUUUACACUCAUUCUGUUUGGUAUGUCUCGACAGACACACAAACUACGCAAGAAGACAGCUUCAGACAGCAAUUAAAUGUCCGGUUUGUCAGGCUAGCUUUCAAAUCCCUCAAGAAGACACGUUUGGCGGCCUACCUGCGUCUUUUCAUCUCAACCGACUGGUGGAUCUCCUUGCUCUAGCGGAUGGUGGUACAGAGUCCCAACAAUGCGGCAGUUGCGAAGAAAACAACACUGCGACUCACUAUUGUUUUGAGUGCCAGAGCUUUCUCUGUACAACUUGUUUGAAAGCUCAUCAACGCAUCAAGGCCACAAGAGGUCACAAAAAUAUCUCUGUCAAGAAUUUGCAAGCAAGUGAUGUUGACAAGUUGAUACGCAGACCAGCCAUGUGUUCAGAGAAAUACCACCAAGAUCAGCCACUCGAAUAUUAUUGUCAAAAUUGUAACGUUUGCACCUGCAUAAAGUGCAGUGUUGUGAGUCAUAAUCAUCACACUAUGGUUGAUAUGCAGAAAGCUGCAGAUGAACAAAAGAUGCAAAUAGCUGAGGCUUUGAAGAAAGUGAAAGCGGAAGUUGUUAUUUUCGAAAAUGAAAUGAAGCACCAAAUGGAGUUAAUGGACGAAAACAAAACACAAAUAUUAGCUGCAAGAGAGAAGAUGAACGAGACUGUGGACGAUUGUAUUCGCUUAUUAACGGAGCAUAAGGCGUCGAUGAAUUUGAAAUUCGAUGAAAUUAAUCAAGCGCAUCAAAAAGCUCACGCAACACAUCUGGAAAACUUCCAGCUCGCUGUCACUCAGUUAAAAAGUUCUCUUGAACAAGGUGAGAACAUCUUAGAGAGGAAUAUCAAUGCUGAAAUUUUGCAAACGAAGCCUGUGAUUAUUGGACGCUGCGAGGACCUUUUGAAAGCAGAAAGACCUGCGACUUACGAACCACCCCAUGUAAAUUACGUUAUAGAACAGAAAAUGGAUGUUGUGGAUCAAGUUGUGGUGAGCCAAACAGAUCCCUCUUUGUCAAGUGUCGAAGGACUUUUAAGGGAAGUGAAAGAACAGAUAGAUACAAAUUUUGUUGUUUUCACGAGAGAUUCAUUUGGAAGACAGUGCUAUAACGAGGAUGAUCGUAUUAUGUGUGAAAUUUGCACUUCAACAGGGGAUAGUUUGGAAACAGAUCUGGAAAUUGUAGACAAGGAGGAUGGUUGCUACACAGUAUAUUAUACACCAGAUCGUGUUGGAAUAGAUGAGGAGGAGAUUGAAGUGAAGAUUGAAGUGAAUGGAAAACCGCUGGAUGAUUGUCCUUGCAGUGUUCUAGUCAUCCCUAUGUAUCAGUAUGAUUUUGAAUUUGGUUUAACUGGUAACGGACCAGGACAAUUUAAUACUCCUUAUGAUAUUGCCAUUAGUGAGGAAACAGGAACUAUUGCUGUAUCUGACUACCAAAAUAAGAGAAUUCAGCUGUUUGACUCUUAUGGCCGAUACCUGAGAGAGAUAGGACUGAGGGCUAACUGCACUUCAUUAGACUUUACCAAGUCCGGUCACAUAAUUGCCGUUACUCCUGGUGACGUUCACAAAAUUUCUUUGUUUUCUGAGGAGGGUCAGUUUGUCAAGCACAUCGACAGUGAGCACUUGAAGUUUCCUUUUCAUAUAUCCACUGAUGACGAAGAUUACAUAACGAUAUGUCAUCAAGAGAGUAAUGAGGUCAUAGCCAUCUCUCCUGACGGAACAGGGUUAGUAACACGCAUUGCUGCUUCAGAGCAUGAUCAGUCAAUUAUGUGCGCCAUCUACCACGAAGAAACAGCCUGUUUCUUUGUCUCUGAUUCUAAGGCUGACUGUGUCAAUGUUUUUGAUGAGAAUGGAAACUUCUUGUAUGAUAUUGGUCGCGGGAGUUUACUUUAUCCUGUCGGCCUUGCUAUUGACAAAUUUAACAAUUUGAUCGUUUGUGAUACUGGGAACCAGAGACUUAAAGUAUUUACCACCGAGGGAGACUUUCUGUCAGAGACUGAACAAUGUUUCCACGCACCGUAUUUUGUUGCCGUGUCUAAAGAUGGAAACGUUCUAGUCACUGAUUAUGAGAAAAAUUGUGUUUAUCUCCGAAGAGCCAGUUUAUCCAUGGAUGUUCAACAACUGUUUAAAAGCCUCAGGAAGGAAGCAGAAUGUCCUCUGUGCUUAGAGACAGUCAAAGAUCCCAAGACUCUGCCAUGUUUACACUCAUUCUGUUUGGUAUGCCUCGACAAACACGCUAACUACGCAAGAAGACAGCUUCAGACAGUAAUCAAAUGCCCAGUUUGUCAGGCUAGCUUUCAAAUCCCUCAAGAAGACACAUUUGGCGGCCUACCCGCGUCUUUUCAUCUCAACCGAUUGGUGGAUCUCCUCGCUCUAACGGAUGGUGGUUCAGAGUCCCAACAAUGUGGCAGUUGCGAAGAAAACAACAUUGCGACUAACUAUUGUUUUGAGUGCCAGAGCUUUCUCUGUACAACUUGUUUUAAAGCUCAUCAACGCUUCAAGGCCACAAGAGGUCACAAAAAUAUCUCUGUCGACAAUUUGCAAGCAGACGAUGUCGAAAAGUUGAUUCGUAGACCAGUCAUGUGUUCAGAGCAAUAUCAUCAAGAUCAACCACUGGAGUAUUAUUGCAAAGAUUGUAACGUUUGCACCUGCAUAAAGUGCAGUGUUGUAAGUCAUAAUCACCACACUAUGGUUGAUAUGCAGAAAGCUGCAGAUGAACAAAAGAUGCAAAUAGCUGAGGCUUUGAAGAAAGUGAAAGCGGAAGUUGUUGUUUUUGAAAAUGAAAUGAAGAACCAAACUGAAUUCAUGAACAAAAACAAAACACAAAUAUCGGCUGCCAGAGAGAAGAUGAACGAGACUGUGGACGAUUGUAUUCGCUUAUUAACGGAGCAUAAGGCGUCAAUGAAUGCCAAAUUCGAUGAAAUUAAUCAAGCCCAUCAAAAAGCUCACGCAACACAUCUGGAAAACUUCCAGCUCGCUGUCGCGCAGUUGAAAAGUUCUUUGGAACAAGGGGAGAAUAUCUUGGAGAGGAAUAUCAAUGCUGAAAUUCUGCAAACGAAGCCAGUGAUUAUUGGACGCUGCGAGGACCUAUUGAAUGCGAAAAAACCCGAGAUAUACAAACCACCCCGUGUUCAUUACGCAGUAGAGCAGAAAUUUGAUAUUUCAGAUCGAGUUGUUGUGAGCCAUGCGGAUCGCUCAUCGAGACUUGUCAAUCUCUGGCAGGAGAAGGUAGAAGAACAGAAAAAGACACAUUUUUUCAUCAUCACGAGGGAUUCAGAGCAAAGACUGUAUUAUAACGAGGAUGAUUGCAUAAAAUGUGACAUUCGCACUUCCACAGGAGAUAGCUUCGAAACCGCUGAUCUAAAGAUUAAGGACAACAAAGAUAGUAGUUACAUGGUAGAAUACACACCACCUCAUACCGGAUUGUAUGAAGUGAAAAUUGAAGUCAAUGGACAGCCGCUGAAAGGUAGUCCGUGGAGUGUGCAAGUCAUACCUCAUCAGUAUCAGUUGAAGUUCAGUUUUGGUUCAAAUGGCAGUGGACCAGGACAGUUUGAUGGACCUUAUGAUAUUGCUGUUGAUAAGAAAACAGGAAUUGUUGCCGUAUCUGACUAUGGAAAUAAAAGAAUUCAGCUGUUUGGCACUAAUGGCAAAUACCUGAGAGAGAUAGGACUGAGGGCUAGCUGUUGCUCAUUAGACUUUACCAAGUCCGGUCACAUAAUUGCCGUUACUCCUGGUGAUGUUCACAAAAUUUCUUUGUUUUCUGAGGAGGGUCAGUUUGUCAAGCACAUCGACAAUGAGCACUUGAAGUUUCCUUUUCAUAUAUCGACUGAUGAUGAAGAGUUUCAAACGAUUUGUGAUCAAGGGAAUAAUGAAGUCAUAGUCAUCGCUCCUGACAGUACAGAGCCAUUGACACGUAUCACUGCUUCAGAGCAUGAUCGAUCAGUAAUGUGCGCCAUUUGGCACGAAGAAACACACCGUUACUUUGUCUCUGAUUCCAAAGCUGACCUUGUCAAGGUUUUUAAUGAGGAAGGAAAUUUUAUGUAUGAAAUUGGGCGUGGAAGGUUACUGAAUCCUUUUGGACUUGCUGUUGACAAAUUUAACAAUUUGAUCGUCUGUGAUGCUGGGAACAAGAGACUCAAAGUAUUUACUACAGAAGGAGACUUUCUCUCAGAGACUGUACAAUGUUUCCACACACCGCGGUUUAUUGCCGUGUCUAAAAAAGGGGAAGUUCUGGUCACUGAUUAUGAGAAAAACUGUAUUUUUAUAUUUCAAUAG